Molecule: messenger RNA, 1470 nt
Organism: Neoarius graeffei (lesser salmon catfish)
Lineage: Eukaryota; Metazoa; Chordata; Actinopteri; Siluriformes; Ariidae
Product: paraneoplastic antigen Ma1 homolog
Exons: 1
Coding region: 1-1470 (489 amino acids)
Molecular function (GO): nucleic acid binding; zinc ion binding
Source: RefSeq, a predicted model, not a curated record
AUGGACCUUAGUCAGGCUGUUGAGUGGAGCCGUGAGGAGAAUGUGGAGUUGUGUCAUGCCAUUUUACUUAGCAGAGUGCCAUUGGAGGCCACUGAUGAUGUGGUUAGCUGUGUGCUCAGCACAGUUAAGGUUCUGGGUAGGACCCGGAUACACGGUCGCCGUGGUGACAAGACUGGUAGGCACCUGUACAUUUUAGUCGAGACUUCUGUUGAGUUGGAUCAGAGCUCUGUCCCUCCUGAAGUGGGAAUUGUAGGUGAGGCAGGUCCAUGGGCUGUUCAUGUAGUGAGUAGUUUGCUGCCUGCUAGUCCUGUUCUUGAAAGUGAUGGAUUCGAAGCCAAGCUAUUUUCAUUAUUACAGCAGGAAGGCAAGUCUAUGGGUGAUGUGAAGGCUGUUUUGGGCACGCAGCCUCCUAAACCUGAUGUCAGCAUGGAUCUUGUGAAUGCCAUAGGCCAGCUCGUUGAUCGCUGUAACCAGGCAUCUGUUGAUGUGCCUGGCUAUAGAAAACUGAGGCUGUUUUCCGGUUUACGGCCCGUUCCCCCAGGCGAGGAAGAAUAUGAGGCCUGGAUGGAGCAGGCUACUCAGAUGAUUACUGAGUGGCAGUGCAGUGAUGCUGCUAAGCGACAGCGCAUUGUUGAGAGUUUGCGUGGGCCUGCUGCGGAUAUAGUAAGGUUUUUGAAAGUCAGUAGCCCAUCUGCUACUGCUACUGAUUACUUAACCGCUCUUGACACUACUUAUGGAUCGACUGAGAGUGGGGCAGACCUUAUGGCAUCGUUUCGCCAUACUUUUCAAGAAGAUGGUGAGAAACUUUCUGCUUUCUUGUAUCGCUUGGACAAGCUUCUCCACCGUGCUCUUUUGAGAGGAGGGAUUGAAGCUGCAGGCCUGAAUCGUGCACGUCUGGAGCAGUUGUUCAAGGGUGCUCUCACCACUGACAUUGUGGCUUUACGUGUGCGACUUCUGCACACUUUGCAAGCUCCGCCUUCUUUUUCCCAGUUAAUGCGAAAUGUGAGAGAGGAAGAGCACUGGGUAAGUGCAAGGGAGAGUGCAAAGGUUUCUGUGGCCUCAUCAACAUUUUGCCAGGUUCCUGUGACUGCUGCUGUCGCUCUUCCUCAUGUGCCUGUUACUCCCCUGGCGUCUGAGGUUGACAGUCUGAGGAAAGAGGUCAAGGAGCUGACGUCUUUAGUAACUAAACUUUUGACUGCUACUACCGUGGCUCCUGAAAAUCCUCAAGUCUCACAGUUUGGUGUAAGCCACAGCACAGAAACCACAGCCCCAGCUGUUCCCACAAGGGCUGUUUCUUCGAACCUGCCGAAGUCUACGACAUCCUCUUCUGUUCCUGCCAUUUUUUGUUACAAGUGUGGAGAAGACGGCCACACCAAGCGAGAGUGCACACGUCCUGAGAACUUGAGGGUAGUGAAUCAGAAGCUGCUUAAGAGGGUCACGCAGCAGGGAAACUUCCCCGGAGCUCAGUGA